Messenger RNA from Diutina rugosa, 495 nucleotides. RefSeq lists its product as uncharacterized. The record is from RefSeq and is a predicted model, not a curated record. Lineage: Eukaryota; Fungi; Ascomycota; Pichiomycetes; Serinales; Debaryomycetaceae. The transcript has a single exon. Bases 1 to 495 code for a protein of 164 amino acids.
AUGCAAUUCCUUUCGGCCAAGCUGAUGGUCUACGUGAGGGUGCUCUACCUUCUCAUCAUUGUCUACUACCUCCUCAUGGCCCCCGAGGAGCUCGGCACCAUCGGCAUCGUCGUGUUGUUGGGCCAGGCGAUGAAGGUGCCCUUAGUGUUCUUGACUAAGGAGAACCCCUUAGUGGGCAUUUUGGCGUUUAUGUUUUCUAUGCUUGCAUUAGCCGAUCUCGUGCCGUUGCUCCUGGAGAACUUGGCCUACUUCGAAACCAUCAUCCCCAUCCGGACCGCUAUAUACUUUGCCGUGGCCGCGUACUGCUACCUCGCCGAGCUGCCGUUGGCAAACUCGCUCGUGUUCACCUACGUGUUCUUUGAGGUGUGGAUCAACUUCAUCACCUACAACAACUUGCGGGACGAGAAGUACUACCGGUUCAAGAAGUUUGUCGAGGAGAACCCCCACGCCUUCGACGAGGCGGCGGGGGCCCAGGUGCUUGUUGAUACCGAUUAA